GGGACUCUAAUACAUUCCUUAGCGGGAAUAGUAUCAGAGGGGAUCAUCGAGCAGUUUCUUAGGCCUAAGCCGUUAUCGACCUAACUGGGCGGGCCUUUUUUUGGUGUCAGUCUGUUGCUCAUCUUAUUUCUUUUCAAAAAGAUUGAACGUCUUGUUUGGAUCAUCGGCUAACCUAUGUUCUGCUGUGAUGGCACUCUCACCACCUGGGCUGUCACCGUUGCACGUACAGGAUUCGGCAUUUUCCACGCCAACACCCUCCAGUGGUAAUGCGCCUAAUACUAGUCGCUUCACAUUCGAUCACAUACCCCCCAUAUCAUCUACGGAUUCCUAUCGACUGGCUGCAUCGCCUUCCUAUGUAGGACUGUCGCCCACACCUCGAACUGAAGGUGGUUCUACAUCGGAUCUGCAGAAAUCACCUGGUUCGUUGUCAUCCGAGACCCAGGGCGACGACGAUGACAAGAAGCAAUAUUACUGUACCAUUUGCAAAAAAGACUUUAAACGUCCGGACAUUCUGUCAAGACAUUUACGACGGCAUACUGGUGAAAAGCCUUUUGGAUGUGAUGCGUGUGGACGGUACUUUUCUCGUUCGGACCACUUACGAACACAUCGACGAACACAUACUGACGAAAAGCCUUACCAGUGUACGAUCUGUUCCUAUGCAGCUAGACGUCGGGACGUACUUACAAGACAUAUGAGCACCAGACAUCAAGCCAAAGCUAGCCUCUCGAUUUUCCAGAAACAUCGAGAUAUUCGAAGGUAUUUUUACAUAAUUACUCCUGAAAUAGACGAAGAAUUCCCAUCGCUGAACGAAAUUGAGGACGACGUUAUCGUCGAUGUUUGUGAACUUGACGAAGAGGAUGAAGAUGACGAUGACGACGAAGAUGAUGAUGAAGGUGAAACUACUGCUACUCCUAGCCAAUAA
Haemonchus placei is the source of this 922-nucleotide messenger RNA. The record is from the annotation of a GenBank genome assembly. NCBI's taxonomy places the organism in Eukaryota, Metazoa, Nematoda, Chromadorea, Rhabditida, Trichostrongylidae.